AUGCAGAGACUUCAAACUUCUCCCGAAGAUGCCCGAUGUUGUUGCUCGUGCUCCUUACAAGAUUAUGCUUAUGGAUUAGGUUGGGACCCUAGUAGAGAUGAGUACAAGGUUGUUUUCUUCGACUAUGAUGGUCUAGGUGGCUUGACAGAUCAAUUGAAUAGUGAUUCUCUAGUUGUCGCGGUAUAUUCAUUGAAGAGCGAUUCUUGGAAACUUCUCGACUCUCCUCCGCCUAAAUUGAGAAGCAGAUGCAUUAAAAAUAGUAAGGAUUGGAAUAUACACAUAAAUGGGUUUUGUUACUGGCUAACAUCAUAUGGCCACCAUCCUUCACUAGUGUCUUUUGAUGUGGCUCGAGAGAGAUUUGGGAUGGUGACAUUACCCCCUAAAGUGAUGAAUGGAAAUCACACAGUCCUUUCCACUUACUACAAUUCACCAGCAUUGUUGUAUUGGAGGAGAUAUGAGGUGAUGGAGAUUUGGGUUUUGUAA
Molecule: messenger RNA, 483 nt
Organism: Ipomoea nil (Japanese morning glory)
Lineage: Eukaryota; Viridiplantae; Streptophyta; Magnoliopsida; Solanales; Convolvulaceae
Product: putative F-box protein At5g52610
Exons: 2
Coding region: 1-483 (160 amino acids)
Source: RefSeq, a predicted model, not a curated record